AGUGAGGGGCUCCCGAGUAAAGAGUCAACUAGAGUUGGUGUCUGUCGUCAUUCUUAGUUGUAUUCUAACACUAACAUAACAUGGUGUCAGAAACUGAGUGACGUUAGUGGUACGGUAGUAACGAGCAGUGUAACCGAGAAGAUUACAACGAAAAAGAAAAAGACGACGUAAGAAAAAAAAAAAAAAAAAAAAAUGGACGAACAACAACAACAGAGAGCAGCGCUGCCCCAAGUGCCUCAAUACUUCCCGCCAAGUAAAUUUGACUUUUCGAAACCAGAGGAAUGGCCAAGAUGGAGUACGCGAUUUAAUCGCUAUAGAAUUGCAUCUGGACUGGACAAGCAGUCUCAGGAAUUCCAGGUGAAUGCUUUUAUGUACUCGGCGGGGGAGGAGGCUGAGGACGUUUUGAAGGCGCUGCAGCUAACGGAGGAACAAAAGAAGUCCUACAACGACGUCACGGCAGCAUUCGAAAAACACUGCGUGAGUAAACGGAACGUGAUCUAUGAAAGGGCCUGCUUUAACCGGCGAUGUCAGCAACCAGGCGAGACUGUGGAGUCCUUUAUCACCGCCGUGCACACGUUAGCUGAACAUUGCGAGUUUGGUACUCUGAGGGACGAGUUAAUAAGGGACAGACUAGUUGUCGGGAUCCUAGAUGCGAGGCUGUCGGAGCGUUUACAGCUAGAUGCAGAACUCACCCUAGAAAAAGCCAUAACGCAGAUCAAGCAAAGUGCAGCAGUGAAAAAACAACAGCCGGGGCUGAGGGGGGCAGAGCCGUCAGCAGGUCAUGUAGAAGCAAUAACAAAGAACCAGAUGGGGCGAAAAGUUGAAUACAAUAAAACUCCCAUGGAAAGAGUGCAGACAACAGGGUGUGGCAAGUGUGGGAACACGAAAAAACACCCAUGGAAAGAGUGUCCUGCUCGUGAUGCCGAGUGUCACAAGUGCCACAAAAGAGGACAUUUUGCCAAAAUAUGCAGGUCAGCUAAAAGUGUGCACGACAUCAUACAGAGUGAGGAGGAGGAGUUUGAGUUUGCGUUCCUGGGCGAAGUGAGCUCAGAGGGAGAGGAUGAAUGGAUCGGAAUGCUACAGUUGAACGGACGAGAGCUGGCGUUCAAGCUGGAUACGGGGGCUGCUGUCAACGCGAUUCCCAGCAGUAUCUACUUCAGAAAAAUCCACGGGGCACUGCAACAGUCAAGAAAAGUGCUGUAUGGCCCAGGGCAACACAGACUUGAGGUUGAUGGAUGUUUUAAAGGGGGUCUGACGGCAAAGGGCAAAACAACCAGACAGGAUGUUUAUGUUGUCAAUGGACUGUCCAAGCCUCUGAUAGGCCUCCCAGCGAUCAAGGCCCUCGAUCUGGUGCGGCGUGUUGAUACAGUGGAAACACAGCAGAAGGACUUUAAAGCGCUGUUUCCCACUGUGUUCACCGGGUUAGGGAAAUUAAAGGAGCCCUACACCAUCGCCCUGGAGCCCGAUGCAGUCCCCUACGCUCUGUCCUCCCCACGCCGCGUGCCUCUUCCCCUCUGCGACAAAGUCAAGAAGGAACUGGAUCGCAUGGUCGACAUGGGUGUCAUCUCCAGGGUGACACAACCCACACCCUGGUGUGCUGGCUUAGUCGUAGUGCCGAAGCCCAACGGCAAGAUGCGGCUGUGCGUAGACCUAACCCAUUUAAACGGGUGGAUUCAGAGGGAGAGAUACAUCCUCCCCGCUGUCGACCACACCCUGGGCAUGCUGGCCGGGGCGAAAACGUUCACAAAGCUGGACGCCACCUCCGGCUUCUGGCAAAUCCCGCUAGCAGAGGAAAGUAAGCUGAUGACGACAUUCAUCACCCCGUUCGGACGGUACGCGUUCAACCGCUUGCCGUUCGGGAUUUCCUCUGCACCUGAACAUUUUCAGCGGCGGAUGUUGCAGAUGCUGGAGAGCUGCGCAGGCGCAGUGUGUCACGCGGACGACAUUUUGGUUUACGGGGACAGCCAGACCCAGCACGACGAGAGACUCUGUCAGGUCCUGAAGAAGCUCCAGGAGGAGGGACUAACAUUGAAUGGGGAGAAGUGUGAGUUCAGCAAGAACAGCAUCACUUUCCUGGGCCACCGAGUCUCCGUGGAUGGUGUGACACCGGACAUCGAAAAGAUCAAAGCCAUACAGGAGAUGCCUGCACCGACGGACGUCGAGGGGGUGAAGAGACUCAUGGGGAUGGCCAACUACCUCAGCAAGUUCCUGCCGCACCUCGCGUCAUACACACGCCCAAUCAAAGACCUGCUGUGCGGAAAGAACGAGUGGUGCUGGGAAGCGCCACAAGAAGAGGCUUUCAAAAGACUCAAACAGGAGCUCAGCUCCACACAGGUGCUGGCUGCCUACUCACCGACAGCGGAGACGUGCGUGUCGGCGGACGCCUCAUCCUUUGGUCUCGGGGGCGUCCUCACCCAGCAGCAGUCAGACGGAGCCUGGAGACCAAUCAUCUUCAUCUCAAGAGGUAUGUCAGACACCGAAAGACAUUACGCUCAGAUUGAAAAGGAAGCUCUGGCAGCUACGUGGGCGUGUGAGCGUCUGUCCUCCUACCUGCUGGGACUGAAAUUCAGGUUGGAGACAGACCACAAGCCCCUAGUGCCAUUGCUUAGCACCAAGGCUCUCGACGAACUCCCACCGAGAGUGCUGAGGUUCAGGCUGAGGCUUCUGAGAUUCUGUUUCGAUAUCGUGCACGUGCCGGGGAAGAGCUUGAUAACAGCGGACACGUUAUCCAGGGCCCCAAUCCAACACACAUUCACGGCGGAGGAAAAGGAGAAAGAGGCCGAGGUCAAAGUGUUCCUGGACGCCGUCACUCAGAGCUUCCCCGCUACAGAGCACCGUCUAAACGACAUCGCAGCAAAGCAGAAAGCCGACCCAAUCUGUGCGCAGCUGAUCAGAUACUGUGAGACUGAAUGGCCUGAGAGACAUGCGUUGCCCCAAGAGCUGGCUCUCUUUUGGCCUGAAAAAGGCAACCUCACCAUGAAUGGACAGCUGCUCCUCCGAGGCCAACGCAUCGUCAUUCCAGGUGAGCUGAGGGGGGAAGUCUUACAGCAGCUACACAGUGGGCAUCAAGGGGUCGUUAAAUGCCGAGCUAGGGCCCGCCAGGCGGUCUGGUGGCCAGGACUGUCGAGCCACAUCAGACAGAUGGUGGAGAACUGCAACACCUGUUCACAGCAUCGUGCAGAGCAGAGAGAGCCGCUGCUGACGACAGCAGUGCAGGAGAGACCCUGGCAACGUGUCGGCACGGACUUGUUCUUUUGGAAAAAUAGUACAUACCUGCUAGUAGUGGACUAUUUUUCACGCUACAUAGAAGUAGCACACCUCGAAGUAGCUACUGCGGAGACAGUAGUGGCUGCUCUCAAGGACGUCUUCAGUCGCCAUGGGACACCAGAGACGGUCUUCUCCGACAAUGGGCCGCAGUACAGCGGUUCAGAGUUCCAGACCUUCGCCAGAGCAUAUGGAUUUGCUCACGUCACCGGCAGCCCCAGAUACCCACAGGCCAACGGCGAGGCGGAGCGGGCUGUUGCCACAGUCAAAGGGCUGUGGAAAGGAGGCGGCGACAAGGCCAGGGCGCUGCAGACAUACCGCGCCACGCCGCUGGAGAGUGGCUACUCUCCAGCACAACUCCUAAUGGGGAGACAGAUCCGCUCUGACAUUCCCCAAGUUCCCGCUGCACUUCGUCCUCGGUGGCCAGGCAUUAGGCAGUUCCGGAAGGAGGAAAGGCGAGCGAAGGAGAAACAGCAGCGCCGGUACAACCAGCGCCACAGAGUCCGGGUCCUGCCGCAGCUGCAGUCAGGCCAAGAGGUUUGGCUGCCGAAAGAAAACAAACACGGGACAGUGGUGCAGAAAGCGUCUACACCGAGAUCCUACAUUAUCAACACUGAAGAGGGCUCACUUAGGCGUAAUCGCACACACAUGCGCCCAAUUCACAACACACAGACGCCUGACACACAAGACUACACAGAGCACACUCCAGAGCCAGGUGGAUCUGGUCAAAGAAAACUUUGUAUUGUGCCACCUGAAGCAGAAGGUUACACAGGCCGUUACCUCAGUGCAGUAGGACGUGGGAAGUCAGCACUGUACAUUGUACCGGUUCAAGGCAAUCUGGAUAUGACACCCCUUCCAAACUGUGCAAAGGAAUUUGAAAGGAUGCCAAAAGCGACGUGCCAUACCUGCUCAGUGGGCAUGCCGGUUCAAUUACUAGCAGCGCAUGUGGCAUUUUGUGGAAGAGACAAGAUCUUAGACGUCACCAUUGAACGGACUACUGACUGUCUGGAGUUCCCAGAAAACAGUGACACUACACAGGAAAACUCCUCAGACAGCAUAGACCUGUUUCUGAAAGACUCCACAGAACUCCCUUCGAUGUCCAAGGUUCCCAGUGUCAAAGUGACCUGUCCAAUUUGUCAGCAGCUGUAUCUCACAGAAUGUAUUGAAGCCCAUGCAAGCUUCUGUGGUGAAAGAGCUUCUAUGGCCAUCAGCUUAGUUUCCGCUGACAAGGACACUGAUGGUACAGAGAUAUGCCCAAAACGGCGCCGACACCAAGACAUUAAAAGCAUUGCUGACAUCAUCCAAAGCAUAGCUGACAAGGUGGAUCCAGCAACAACCUUUCACAUCUGCAUUACGAGGGACCAGAUGCUGGAAAGAGGCAUGAAACUGUGGCAACGACAAAAUAAAUCUUCCCCCAAAAACCUUCUUACAGUUUCAUUCAUAGGAGAGGCUGGCAUUGACAGUGGUGCCCUGAGGAAGGAAUUUUUAACUGAAAUGCUGGCAGGGAUCGAGAGGAGUUUUUUUGAGGGGGGCAUUGAUGGCAAAGUACCAAAGUACUCAAUGACCAACUUUGAAAAAUACAACUUCAAGACUAUUGGAGAAAUAUUUGCUGUGAGUCUCGCACAAUGGGGACCACCACCAAACUUUUUAAUGCAGUGGUGUUACAGCUACAUAUCCACUGGUGAAUUUGACCAGGGAUCAAUAACUGAAAAGGACGUUGUGGACCUGGAGCUCAUGGAACUAAUAAAAGAGAUUGAGGCUGCUGACAGUGAACUCCUGAUGGCAUACACAGACAGGAUUUUGUCAUGUGGAUACACAGGGCCUGUGUCCAUUGAAAAAAAGGAUGACAUUGUGCGCUCUUUAGUUCUACACUCUAUAGUCAGGUUACUGCCCAUGCUCCAACAAAUCUCCUCUGGAAUGAAACUGUAUGACCUCCUCACCUUAGUCCAGCAGGAAAACGACAUCUGCAGACAGCUUUUUGUUCCAGGAUCAUUUUGCAAGGUGGAUGCUGAUUUUCUUGUGCAGUCCCUAUCCCCUGUCUUUAGUGAGAUUGGCACAAUGAGACAUCAAAGAGAGUCCACAGUGGUCAACUUUCUCCAAGACUUUGUACAGGCUAUGGAGGAUGAAGAAGAGGAUGAACACAACUCGGAGACCAGAGAAGAAGAUGAGGUCAACAAGGCUGAAAAACAAAACAAUGAGACACAUAUUAAUGUUGGCAAGUUCUGCCAGUGGCUCACAGGACAGUCUCAUAUAUGCAGAACGUAAACAGUUUAAAAUAGUCAUGGAAUUUGACCAUGACUGUGAGGUUCGUUAUGGUGCAAAUCAUACCAUCUGCUAUCCUGUGGUUAAUGCAUGUUCCUGCUCAGUUUCAUUCCCAGUUGCACACCUGAGAACAUAUGUAGAGUUCAAAACAGUACUCUCUCAGGCCAUUGUCAAUGGCUUUGAAUUUAGCCGGUAUUACUAAAUAAAUAAAUGGGUUAUACUUGUAUAGUGCUUUUCUACUUUCAAGGUACUCAAAGCGCUUUGACACUAUUUCCACAUUCACCCAUUCACACACACACACUGAUGGCGGGAGCUGCCAUGCAAGGCGCUAACCAGCAGCCAUCAGGAGCAAGGGUGAAGUGUCUUGCCCAAGGACACAACGGACAUGACUAGGAUGGUAGAAGGUGGGGAUUGAACCCCAGUAACCAGCAACCCUCAGAUUGCUGGCACAGCCACUCUACCAACCUUGCCACGCCGCCCCUUGAGGGGUUUAAGUUUAAGGAGGAGACCCACUGUGCAAUGAGUGGUCCAGAACAUGUCUAUAAGGCGUCAUCAAUAAAACCUACAGGAGAUGUCCUCAGGGAGGCCACAGUGACCACACUAUGUCUUUCCAUGGAGGUCUUGUCUUAAUGUGAAAUGAACGGGGGGAGUGGAAUAAAAAAUUGUGACUUCACAUUGAAUCAAAUCUAAACCUCCUGCAUGACAGGUGAGAUUUCUACCAUCUGGACCACCAGUGCAUCCGAGGUAACAUUGAGUCUUGUAAGCAUCACAACACAGAUAUGAGAUGGUUACUAAGGUAUUGUAAAACUCAAUGUUACUAAGGAAGCACUGGUGGGUGAGUGGUAGGAGUCCCACUUGUCAUGCAGGAGAUUUAGGUUCGAUUCAAUGUAAGUAGAGAGAUGAUGCCUUGGAGAUGUGUUUUGGAUCAGUCUUUGCUCAGUGGGGAUGAAUGAACUCCAAACUCAUUGUAUGCGCAGUCGUUUCACAUGUUCAUGGCAGACAAUGUUCGUUUGUCAAGUUUGGGUCAGUCGGAUCAAUGAGAGUUUGGAGUUCAUUCAGCUCCUCCUCAGUUAGAGGGCAAUCAUAUUCAGGCACCACAAUGCCAGUUUCAGGUUCCGAGUCGUUGCCAUUAUAAUCAGCCGCAGUCUCCCAAUCAAUGUCCGGCUCUUGAAGAUCCUAUGUGCCAAAAGAGAGUAUUUUAGUU
Messenger RNA from Entelurus aequoreus (snake pipefish), 6730 nucleotides. RefSeq lists its product as uncharacterized. Bases 193 to 5529 code for a protein of 1778 amino acids. Gene Ontology annotation, molecular function: ubiquitin-protein transferase activity; nucleic acid binding; zinc ion binding. The transcript is spliced from 13 exons. The record is from RefSeq and is a predicted model, not a curated record. Gene Ontology annotation, biological process: DNA integration. NCBI's taxonomy places the organism in Eukaryota, Metazoa, Chordata, Actinopteri, Syngnathiformes, Syngnathidae.